This is a messenger RNA of Cylicocyclus nassatus, 996 nucleotides long. The record is from the annotation of a GenBank genome assembly. NCBI's taxonomy places the organism in Eukaryota, Metazoa, Nematoda, Chromadorea, Rhabditida, Strongylidae.
AUGUCUUCGCGUACGGUGGCAGUGAUUGCCACUGGUCUGGGAUGCUUUGCCCUUGCCGCCUGUUUCCUUGCCUUUCCCAUGAUCCUCAGCGAGAUCAACGACAUCCGCGCUGAACUCGACGCUGAGAUCGAGUCGUGGAAGCUCGAGACCGAUGCUCUGUACAGAGACAUGAACAAAUAUGGCAGAGUUCGUCGUCAGGCUUACGGAUACGGUGCACCUCCACCUCGCAGUAGCUUCCCCAAGGGUAACUUCCCUGGUGGCUUCAGUGACCAGCCCCGUCCAAGUGGCAACUUCCCCGGAGUCGUUGGUGUACCUCCAUCACUCACUGGAACUGACAAUGGUGCUCCAUCAGCUCAACCCAAUGGUAACUGCAACUGCAAGGCUGAGAACUCUUGCCCAGCUGGACCACCAGGACCCAAGGGAACUCCCGGACACGAUGGACCAGACGGAAUCCCUGGAGUUCCUGGAUUUGACGGAAAAGACGCUGAAGAUGCCAAGGCUCAGACACAGCAGUAUGCUGGAUGCUUCACCUGCCCACAAGGACCUCCUGGACCUCCUGGACCCACCGGAAAGCCUGGACCUCGUGGUAUGCGCGGAGCUCGUGGACAGGCUGCAAUGCCCGGCCGCGACGGACAGCCCGGAUUCCCCGGAACCAUCGGAGGACUUGGAGCUCCCGGACCAGCUGGAGAGGAAGGACCACAAGGAGAGCCAGGAGAGGAUGUUGAGCACCAAAUUGGUCUUCCCGGACCUAAGGGAGUACCUGGACCACCAGGAGAGCCUGGAGAUGAAGGACAGCAAGGAGACGCCGGAGCUCCAGGACAGGCUGGUCCUCCAGGAGAGCGCGGACCCCAGGGAGAGAAGGGAGAUGAUGGCGCUACCGGAACUCCUGGAGAGCCAGGAGAGGAAGGAGAGCCAGGCAAGGAUGCUGAGUACUGCCCCUGCCCACAGCGCAAUGCUGCCCAAAACGUCCAGGCAGCUGGAUAUCGCCGUUACUAG